AAGAACGGCAUGAUGGGGCCCCAUUCUUGUGGCAAAUAGCUUUGCCCAGGUAGUGUGAGCCCAUCGAUGUCUGCAAGCACUACAAGCUAUUUGCCGGAAGGUUUCGAGGCAGCAACCUCCGCGCUGGAAAGGUCCAAUAUUUUUCGACGUCGAGGGAAUGAGUUGUACAGCAAGGCCCGCGACCUCGCAAAGGAUGUAGACCCGUACAAGGAUUUGAAAGGAGUGCAAGAGUCGAUGAAGCUCUACCAAGCGGCCAUGGUGGAGUAUGGGAAGGCCUUGCAUUUCUUGCCCAAUGACCACCGGCUGUAUGCCAACCGAGGGCUUUGCUACAAGGCUGUGGAGGAUUGGUUGAAGUGCAAGGAGGACGCCCAGCAAUGCAUCAAGCUGCAGAAAAACUACGUGAAGGGCUGGUUGCUGCUGGUCAAAUCUAUUUGGGAGCUUGGCAAACAUGCUGAUGCGCUGCAGGAGUCGCAGAAUGGUCUGAAGGCCAUCCCUGGCUCCCGGGAUCUGCUGGAUCUGCAGGCGGCGUUGACAUCGGGCUGCCAAGCAAGGUCAGCUGGGCGGAGUGUGUCACCUGCAUGCACUCCCGGAAACACGCCUAGUGUUUCGCGCUCCAACACUCCACCGCGACACGGGACGCCGCCGCCACCACCGCCACCUGGCGGCCAUGCCGUGGGACAUGCUGCAACGCUGCCAGCUAUCGAUAGCUCUGGGAGAUCCCCUGGGAACUCUCGAACAUCCUCCAGAUCCCCUGGACCCGGUGGGAGGUUGCCAUGUCCACCUUCACGCGUUGGUGCAGUUCCAAAUUUGGAGGGUAGCCUAACUCUGGGUGGUGGCACAGGCAACUUUGGUGUGCCCACGCCAUCCUUUGCACAUGGCUCACCAGCUCUGGCAGCUGAGGACACCCUCGGAUCCCGUGCGCCAGGAGGCCCUGCUCUGGGAGCUUCGGGCACCUUUGGUGCUUCCACCACUUUUGGGCCGCGGGUUGGCCCUGGUCCAGUGCUGGAUGGGCCGAAGGACCGGAGUGUGAGCCCAGGUCCCCAAGCAGGUGCGGAUGGUGGUGCCUGCAAAAGAUCACUGAAGAGCUUGUCUGAAUCAGGUCGCCGGUGACACGGUCGAGCGGCAGUGCCGGGCAAGUUGUGAUGAAGCGAGACUUCUCACGUGUUUCGAAAGUGUAUCGCAGUGAGAAAAUGAAGUAGAUCGAGUUCAGAAUUAGCACCCCAGGUCCCAUGAUGGGCCUAAUAGGCGUGAAAGAUCGGCACGUCUCUGUGCAAUCAACGUGCCAUAUUGCGGCCGCUGGGUACUACUAUAUAGACAUGUUGUACACGGUUGUGCAUUCUGUACCUUUUAAGAUGGCCUGGUCCACAGCAAAGCUGUGACGCAAGCUACGCAACCCAUCAUGUCAAAA
This is a messenger RNA of Cladocopium goreaui, 1408 nucleotides long. The record is from the annotation of a GenBank genome assembly. Lineage: Eukaryota; Dinophyceae; Suessiales; Symbiodiniaceae.